UUGCGUUGCGCAAACCGUAGUUAACCAGCACGCCACGGGCCGCGCCCCCGCAGGGGAAUAUUCCCGCAAGAUGACUUUAGGUGACCAUACGCACUCCGCCGUGCCGCCGCAGCCGACUCGCGCAAGCACGCACUCUUGCAGAGUUCCGCAUUCGGGUCGCACUCGCGUACGACAUCCCGUAUGAGCCACCCUUCGCCUGGCGGAUGCAUCCGUAGACGGCUCAUCUACUGCUGGCCGGUGUAAUUUUGCCAGUUGUCUGUUUUGCUGCGAGUGCUCGCCACGCAAUUUUGUUUUCUAUUCCUCAACAUUUAGAACUUUAGUAUGGCUUUCUCAGCAGCCCAGAGGGACUCCAUCGCCGAGAUUGUGGCUGCCAGCGUUGCAGCAGCACUUGGCAACAGCCCGCCGGCUGGACACCACGCGGCUGACUCCGAGACUGGAGCAAACGCUCACCCCGAAGUCGUUGACCAAUAUCUCGCAACUGAAUGCCAGCGGGGCCAUACGGCCGGUCCCUUCACAGCUCCGCCAUUCGCCUGCCUCCGCACAUCAGGAGUCGGCGUGGUCCCGAAAAAAUCAGGCGGGCACCGGUUGAUCAUGCACCUCUCCGCCCCGCAGGGGAACAGCGUGAACACGUUCAUUGACCCUGACCAAUACCGCUUCAAACUGAUUACGAUCGACUGCAUUGCCGAUCAUGUUCGCAGAACAGGCCCCUGCGCACUGAUAACCAAGGUGGACCUGAAGCACGCGUUUCGGCUCUGUCCAGUACACCCCGACGACUGGCCACUGCUUGGCAUGCAAUGGAGAUCGAAGUAUUACUUCGACACAGUCUUGCCGUUCGGUCUGCGGUCCGCCCCUAGCUUGUUUAACCGCCUAGCAGACGCGCUUGAGUGGAUCCUACGCCACAAGUACAGCAUACCCGCACUCGAGCACUACCUCGACGACUUUGUUUCGGUAUCACCACCGGCCACUGUGGUGCCAUCGUCGACAGCCGCAGUCCACAAGGCCACGAUCCUUCAGGUGUUCGACAACCUGGGUGUCCCCACUGCAGUUGGCACCGACAAGGUGGUGGGUCCAUCCACGUGCGUCACCGUGUUGGGCAUCGAGAUUGACUCGGCCACCGGGGAACUCCGCCUUCCCACUGACAAACUCCGCGCGCUGCAACAUCUGCUGCAGUCAUGGUCCACCCGCCACACCGCCUCACGGCGGGAACUCCAAUCUCUAGUGGGCCACCUGUCUUUCGCAGCAAAGGUUGUUCCAGCUGGACGCACCUUUACUAGACGGCUCAUUGAUGCAUGCACUUCCGCUCACAGCUCAUCGCCCAUCGUCCACCUGAGCAGCGAUGCCCUAGCCGAUAUCCGGUGGUGGCAGGAAUUCCUUCCCGUCUGGAACGGCAAAGCCCUUAUGCGCGACCCAGAGUGGUCUAGGUCACUGGACCUUGAGUUGUUCACGGACGCAUCCGGCCUAGGCUUCGGUGGCUUCUUUCAAGGUCGCUGGUUCGCCGGCGCAUGGUCCGCAACGCAACAGACGCCGCCAUACACCUCCAUCAUGUGGAGGGAGAUGUGGCCAAUCUCCCUCGCCUGCCAGCUGUGGGGACCGCUUUGGACGCAGAAGAAGAUCCUGCUCCACUGCGACAACGCUUCCGUGUGCGCUGCCUGGGAGUCGGGCACCUGCCGGCACCCAGGAGUCGUGGCGCUCAUACGCAGCACCCUCCAGACGGCCGCUCGCCACAACUUCUGUCUGCUUAUCCGCCACAUCGCCGGAGUGGACAACGGUAUCGCAGAUGCCCUAUCCCGCGCUCAGUUCCCACGGUUCCGCCUCUUGGCGCCCGGGGCCGACCUCAGUCCGUCGUCACUCGCAAACAUCCACGCCGCAGCGUGAGGAAGUCGCCAUCCAGGGUCCGCCGUUACCGAGAUUGGACGCUCUGCUCCUGAGACCACAGAACUAUGCUUCUGCCCCCGUGUUUUCUUUUGUUUCCUUUACUUUUUCCGCUGUGUAUCCCUGCUCGCACAGCCUACUGCCACGCCCCACCCGUUGCACCUCUGCACUAGUUGUUAAGCCCUCGCCGGGGUGUUACUGCCUAUCAUUUCUGCCUCAACCCUGUGUGCUUACGGAUUGUCAAGUCCUUUAGAAUCGCAUCCCUGUGUGCUUAUGGACCGAGUCAAGUCCUCUAGAUUUGCCGCCCGGUGUGCUUAGGGACUGAAUCAGGUCCCCUAGACGCCUGCACUUUCUUUGGGAGCAGUUCGGUCCCGCCGCUGCCUAGGGAGACCACCGCAAUAGACACAUCUAGAUGGGGAAUCAAAUAGGCAAGCCGCAAGCAAAAUCCGCACGCCUCAUGGCAGUAGGCCUCCGCCGGUCAGAGAGCCCCGUUACACCUAGGAUCAUGACUGCGCUCAUGGGGGUGGGUCGUACGAAGCAGGGUCACUCGCACUGACUGAAUUUCUUUGUCCUUUGUUGUGUUGAUUCCAGGCUCGCUGGCCGUUGCCGCAUGCAACCGCUCACAUGAUGGCUCGCCAGCCCAGAUCGCUCAUCUAUCCGCAGAAAAGCAACCUCCCGCAGGAGGGCCACCGCAGUCGCUUCCUCCGCAACGUACCGCUGGCCCCAGUCAGCACGCAGGGCUAGCCAUCGUGUUUCUCGCUUGCUUCCUAGCCGCUGUCUAGGGCAGGUGGUGAUGGAUGUGCGCAUGUUUGCGUAUAUGCUUGUGUUUAUGUGCGCGCAUGUGGGCAUGUGCGCUGCUAUACGCGGUCACUGGUGGAUGCAUGUGGCGCGCUAUCUCUUCUCCUGUGUCCUCUCUGCCAGGCUCGCCAGCCGCCGCACUUUCCGCACGAGCCGAACAACUCAUAUCCAAUUCAGUGGCCGCAGCCACGCAACGCACAUAUGCCCCGGGCUGGCACGCAUUCCGCAAGUUCAUGCAACAGAUUCACCGCGACCCGCUGUCACCGCGUCACGAUGACAUCCUGCUAUUUGCCGCUUCCAUGUCGCAUUCUGUCAGUGCCGGCACUUUGAAAGUAUACCUGGCCGCAGUCAGAUACAACCUCCUCUGCAGGGGAGGACCUGUCGAAGUCCUUGCAUCCAGCCGGCUCACCGCUCUGGUGAAAGGCCUGGAGAGAGAACGCGCAUCGCUCCCACGGCACGCAACUGCCCAGCCUCGGAGACAGGCUAUCACCGCCGUACAACUCAAGGCACUACAUCUUUUCCUGCAGCGUUCCGCUUAUAGCCCUGGCGACACGCUCAUGCUAUGGGCCGCAUUGACGACAGCAUUCCAUGGUCUGCUGCGAGUUAGCGAGUACACGUCCCCGUCGCCAGCAGGGUCGGGUACCCUGAAAACUCUCAGGCGCGCUCACCUCGUGCUCUCUCAGGCCACAGCCAGCUUACGGCUUCAACGCACGAAGACAUCGCAGCUGACAAGCGGUGGCGAGGUUGUGCUGCAUCGCCAUGCAGACCCGCAAAUAUGCCCCGUCCUGGCCCUCGAGGCAUACGUCAGAUCGUGCGCAUGGGGUAGUGACGAACAACCUCUCUUCAAGUUCGGCAAUAGACGAUGGCUCACGCCCAAUGACAUCAACGUAGUGUUGCGCAGGGUUCUGGGCCCCAGCUACAGUAGCCACUCCCUCCGUGCAGGAGGCGCAACGCACAUGGCGAACCAAGGUGCCCCGGAGUAUGCCUUGAUGGCAGCCGGGCGGUGGUCCAGCGGAGCUUACCGCACGUACGUUCGCAGGCCUGCAGGCAUGCCGCGGCGUUACUGAGCCACGGGUCGCAAGCACCGCACGCCCCCCUUUUCUUGGAGGCACGGGCUCGGCCGAUGGGCACGAAAUCCGCAUGGUGCACAUCCAUCGGCUGCCGCAGACAAUACAAUUAAUAUACUUGUGGGUACUACCGAGUACUUAGUGGUCAUGCAGUUGCCAUAGCAAUGUACUGGUACACCCAGCCUUUAUGAUUGU
Sycon ciliatum is the source of this 3932-nucleotide messenger RNA. RefSeq lists its product as uncharacterized. The coding region runs from base 322 to 1875 and encodes 517 amino acids. The transcript has 2 exons. The record is from RefSeq and is a predicted model, not a curated record. NCBI's taxonomy places the organism in Eukaryota, Metazoa, Porifera, Calcarea, Leucosolenida, Sycettidae.